CUCUCUCUCUCUCAAGUGGCUUUUUAGAUAAGAAAGAUGGUGUUUUAAGUAAUCAUCCCAUGGACAUGGUUAGUAGAUCAUUAUCCUCCUCCCAAAUCAAACCAAAUCCUCUCAAACUUUUUUAAUUUUCUUUUUUGCAGCAACAAGCAGCAAGCAACAAUGAAGGAGAAGGAGAAGGAGAAGGAGAAGGAGAAGGAGAGAAAGGCAUGGAGACCCUUGACAGCAAAUUGCUGCUCAGUGGAAGAGCAGACAGUCUUUCGAAAUUUUAGCCGGUGCAGGCCUUCAAGAUCAGACUUGUCAAAGAAUAUAGGUCCAUUGCCUUCAUUUCGACGUUUAUCCUUCUCAGAUCUUAGUCGUUCAUCAUCGACGUCCAGGAUCAACGAAGAUCUAGCACAGUCAUUUGGGUCCGAUUUGUAUGAUUUUCAGCUGAGUGAGUUGCGUGCCAUAACUCACAAUUUCUCGAGCAACUUCUUGUUAGGAGAAGGUGGUUUUGGGAGAGUCCACAAAGGUUACAUAGAUGACAAUUUAAGACAGGGUUUGAAGCCUCAGCCUGUUGCUGUUAAGCUUCUCGACAUUGAAGGCUUACAAGGACAUCGCGAAUGGCUUGCCGAAGUGAUUUUUCUUGGGCAGCUUAGGCACCAAAACUUGGUUAAAUUGAUCGGCUAUUGCUGUGAAGAUGAAGAGCGGCUUCUUGUGUAUGAGUUCAUGCCUCGGGGCAGCCUAGAAAAUCAUUUGUUCAAGAGGAUGUCAGUUUCCUUGCCAUGGGGCACAAGAUUGAAGAUUGCUACUGGCGCAGCAAAAGGGCUCGCAUUCCUCCACGGUGCUGAGAAGCCCGUCAUAUACCGUGAUUUCAAGACUUCCAACAUCUUGCUAGAUUCUGAUUUCAAUGCUAAAUUGUCCGACUUUGGACUUGCAAAGAUGGGUCCUGAAGGAUCAAACACCCAUGUUACUACUCGGGUAAUGGGUACCUAUGGAUAUGCGGCUCCUGAAUACGUCAGUACAGGGCACUUGACCACAAGAAGUGACAUAUAUAGCUUUGGGGUGGUGCUACUAGAACUAUUAACAGGAAGAAGAGCAAUGGAUAAAACAAGGCUAAAGAGUGAGCAAAACCUCGUUGACUGGGCGAAGCCCUACUUGUCUAGCAGCCGGAGGUUGCGCUGCAUCAUGGACCCUAGACUAGCUGGCCAAUAUUCCGUUAAAGGAGCAAAGGAAAUGGCUCUUCUGGCACUACAAUGUGUUAGUUUGAACCCCAAAGACAGGCCAAGAAUGCCAGCCAUUAUUGAAACUCUUCAAGGCCUGCAACAACUGAGAGACAUGGCUGCUACUUGUGGACAAUGGCCACAAUCAUCCCCAAAACCAUCUGCCCAAAAUGCUGCACUCUCUUCUGCAAAAAGGGAGAAGAGACGACAGAGCUAAGAGGACCUGCUGGAAACACUCUCCAGUUGCUACAAUCCCCAAAAACUAAUUCUCUCAUACUCCUGGAAUCAAAGCGUGUGUGUGUUACAAAAACAAUUCCAUGUGUUUGAAAGUAAACAUUCAGAAUCUGAAGUACUAUAUGUCUCUAAUAACUUCUGUAAAUAGUGUAAUAUUAUUAUUAAGCAUAUAUUUUCCUUCUGUA
Messenger RNA from Camellia sinensis, 1618 nucleotides. RefSeq names its product Protein kinase superfamily protein. Gene Ontology annotation, biological process: protein phosphorylation. Gene Ontology annotation, molecular function: ATP binding; protein kinase activity. The record is from RefSeq and is a predicted model, not a curated record. Lineage: Eukaryota; Viridiplantae; Streptophyta; Magnoliopsida; Ericales; Theaceae.